AUGCCCGAGUUAUAUCAAAAACUGCUGCCCGGCACAAUCCGCCUGUUGGACAUACUCCCUGGAGAUUCACAUGCCCCUAUCGAAGUUGAACUGGACACAGUCUCCAUCGCGAAGCCGGGGGACUACGAGGCACUUUCCUAUACCUGGGGCGAUCCUGACGUUGGAGCUCAGAUGAUCCAGUGCGAUGGACAAAACUUCAAGGCUACGGCAAACCUCUUCUCCGCCCUGCACAGACUGCGCAAGCCAGACGUCAAGAGAAGAGUAUGGAUCGGCGCGAUUUGUAUCAACCAGACCUCAAUCCUGGAGCGAAACCAGCAGGUCCAGCUCAUGCUUGAGAUCUAUAACGGUGCCACGGAAGUUCAAAUAUGGACCGGCGAUGCCGAGGAAGCCGAUGACGUCGAGCUUCUGUUCAGCGUGGCAAACAACCGUUAUGACUACGCGAAAGAGAAAGAAUUGCUGGAACAGUUCCCAAGAGCAUCGGCCACGGAUGAUGGGCGUGCGAAUAUCCCUCUUCUGAUGUUCAGUUUGGAUGCCACAACGCUCGCGACUAUCGAGAGUGUUGCAAGACGCAUCGGGGACGCGAACGUGCUCGCCUGUAUGGGACAGACGGCAUUCGAACAGUCUCAAGGCGGGCAACGGUCCCCCUUUCUGUGCGUGGGGAUCCGCACUGUUACAGAUUUCUAUAUCCCCGAGAGCACGAUGGUCCAGCCCAUUUUAAUGCCAGACUUUGGCGAGGACCAUGUCAGUAGAACGGCAGAAAAGGAAUGGCCGGACUUUGAAUCAUUUUUGCGCGAGGUCAUGCGGCCACCGGAGGACGAGCUGUCGAACACAGACAAGACCAGGGUGUUCAAGGCCAUCUCGAAUGGACUGAUGUGGAAACAUGACGCCUAUUACCAGGCCGGAUGGGAAGAUGGGGAUAUUCAGAUGAUUGAAUUAGCUUGA
Molecule: messenger RNA, 942 nt
Organism: Colletotrichum truncatum
Lineage: Eukaryota; Fungi; Ascomycota; Sordariomycetes; Glomerellales; Glomerellaceae
Source: RefSeq, a predicted model, not a curated record